AUGAACGUCUCGGCUUCUCCCUCUGGCUCGCAGCCUUUCAUCAAGAGACCUACUCUAAGUCCCGCAUUCAAGAAGCCUAGCAGAUGGUAUCUCCCGCUCAUGGGCGCCAUAGCUCUCGGCUUCGGAGUCGCCAACUACUACGAGAACCAAGCCCGCCAGCCCCAGUUCGAUCGUGAAGAAGAAGAACGCCUCCGAAAGAACCGGGCACUGAUGGAUGCUUAUGGCGACAAAGAAACAGUCCAGGAUAUCGAACGGGCGCUGGUCGUCUACGACCUCCAGUAAUCAUCCUUGGUGGAAGGAACAACAUUGCAUUACAAUCGGGCACACUUAGCGUGGAAUAUGGUUACGGCUUUCAUGAAUGAUGGCGCCUAUGGAGUUUGGGUUUCAUUUACUCUCCGGAAGAGAUGAGGCAUGAUUUGUGGUUUCGGGAUUAUGAAUUUGACCGGGCAUUAACUUGCUGGUUUAGUUUUCGCGGAUUAGCAUUGAAAUGAGAAGCAAGCUGGUUAUUGCACUUAUGCUAUUUAUCUUUUACAAAUGAGUGGAUUUACCGACCGAGUCGGAAUUUCUAAGAAAAUGCUGUAUCGUACCUCCCUACUGCACUGGCGACUCAAUUUUGAGACCACCAACCUAUCAUUACCCCAUACCCGCCACCGGAAGCGGGGAGAGACGUUCUGCAGCUCAACAGCCAAUCACAGACUCACACAUCCAAUCCCGCACUGCAUGAUGCUGAUCACGAGACUCGGAUCCUUUCGCAAAGAAGUUAGACUACUCCGUAC
Aspergillus vadensis CBS 113365 is the source of this 776-nucleotide messenger RNA. RefSeq lists its product as uncharacterized. The record is from RefSeq and is a predicted model, not a curated record. The transcript has 3 exons. NCBI's taxonomy places the organism in Eukaryota, Fungi, Ascomycota, Eurotiomycetes, Eurotiales, Aspergillaceae. Bases 1 to 282 code for a protein of 93 amino acids.